Messenger RNA from Drosophila eugracilis, 4083 nucleotides. RefSeq lists its product as uncharacterized. The coding region runs from base 103 to 1398 and encodes 431 amino acids. The transcript is spliced from 3 exons. The record is from RefSeq and is a predicted model, not a curated record. NCBI's taxonomy places the organism in Eukaryota, Metazoa, Arthropoda, Insecta, Diptera, Drosophilidae.
UGCCGACGCGAGUGCAGCACGCAGGACGAACGGUCAACAAAAGGACAAGCGGUUAAAAACCAGGGGAAAUCCAGGAGAGUGCUAGACGACGACUACCACCUAAUGCUGAUUGAAAUUUACGAUUAUGCUGCGAAAUUAUUAAACAAUAUGACCGCAAGAGGAGGAGGAGGAGGAGUAGGAGUCAGGAAUACAGCCGGAAAAGGCCAAAAGGGCGGAGCCGUCGAGACCAUUAAUAACGAAACAACGGGGAGGCUGAGGGGCCUGCUCAGUCGCACUCUGGCCAAAGUGGCCCGGGCCAAUCCUGCCCAGCACGUGACUAACCUGCCUGUUUCCGCCCUGCUGCUACAGGCACUCGACGCAGCGGAUAUAGCCAACGGCCAGGCUAUCGAUAUCGAUCAUCCGACCCAUAGUCCAACAACAGCGUCAACGGAUAUUCUACCCGGUCUGCUCGAACAGCCAACAACAGCAGCCACGUUCCCAUACCCAUCCAAUGCCACUGGCAUACCACCGCUGGCGGGGAAUUCGAGCUCGGAUGUAUAUCUGCCGGCGGGCAAUUUAAGCGGUUUCAUCGAAUCCUCAACAACGGCGGCCAGUGCAGUGAUGAGCACGCUACCGCUACCGCUUCCAAUACCCACCAGUACCAUGGCCACGUUCCAGGCUCAGACGGUGGCCACCUUCAUUGCCGCCACUGGGACUAAGAAUCGCCCAACGACCAUCGUUGUCUACCCAACGGUUUCACCCGAAUCGAUCGUCAUACCGAUCGUCUCGUGCAUCUUUGGUUUCCCGAUCCUGGCCCUGAUCGUGAUCUGCUGCCUAAGGAGGAGGGCCAAGUUGGCCAGGGAGCGGGACAGAAGGAGGAAUUAUGACAUGCAGGACCAUGCCGUCAGCCUGGUCAGAUUUAGUCCAAUACAUAGGCUUAGUGAGUUUGAAUGUCGUGUAAUGUGUGUACGAAGAACUUUUCUUUGCUCUUUUUCUCGUCUCGUCUCGUCUCGUUUCCUGUUUUUAUCUCUGGUCUUGCAGGCACUCGCAGAUCGAAUGACUUGUCCGCAUUUCACGAACAUAGUCGAUAGACUGUCGAAUGCAUCGCAUCCUGCAUCCAGCAUCCUGCAUUCAGCAUCCUGCAUCAAUCAUCUCAACCCCUUACCUCACCUGCAUUCAGAAUUCAUCUUUAUCCUCACUUCAACAUGCAUACAGAAACUCUCUCACUAUACUUGCACCCCUAGCUUCUUUUUUUCUUUUUUGUUUUACUCUUGCCCGGUGAUAUACUCAACUCGCUUUCUCUCCUUCACUUUUCCUCUUAAUCUGUGCCAUGUCGUAGUCAUUAAUACACCUGUCGGCCAUUGUUCCUGCCUGCCUGCCUGCCUGCCUGCCCGCCCGCCCGCCUGUCCGCCUGCAUAAAAGCAAGUUAAAAUUCACAAAAGGAUAACACACACACACACACACACAGACAGAGAGAGAGGAAGCCCGUCGCAUCAUCAAUAUCAUAAUCAUUGUUUUUUUAAGAGCCCGCAUGUCCAAAAAGUGUACCUUUGUGUGCGGCAACUGAAUUGCCAUUGUCAGUGGCCAGUGGCCAGUGCAGAAUCAAUACCACAUUUCACCGAGAUGCAUUAGCCACACUGAAAGAAAAUGCACUCGAUUAAGGGGCAUAAAAUCAUAAUUUUUCCUUUUCAUAGUUUACUUUGAGUGUUUUUUGUUAGUGAAAGUAGAAAAAAGUAACCAUUCUCCGUGCUUUUCUUUUAUAAUUAUGAAAAAAUAAGAGUUACCGCCACUGUUAAAAUGACAAAAAAUAACAUCCCGCACGAUUGCGUAUACGCGAUUUUUUCACCUCUUAAAGUAACUGCGAUUAAUUCAACAGUUAUGGCUGGUAUACCAUGCUCCAUCCUGACAAUAUUGCAGUUCUUAUCGAGACAACAAAAAGAUUCAAUUUAUAUAAAUUCUGGAGGUAAGCAGUGUUUCCCCUAAAAGCAAACUACGAGAAACGUGAGCUGAGUGAAAGAAAUACAUCCUACACCUACACACAUGCUGGCGUGUGUGUGAGCUGCUUUACAAGUGUCAAACGCAAAGAGAGAAAGGGGAAACAGAGAGAGAGAGAGAGAUCUAAGGAGAGUAGCCUGGCUGCAUUUGCAUUUGCAUAGCAUACCUUUGGGCGCUAGCAGCCCUGUUUGCAUAUCACAAAAUCAAAUGGGGGCAAAAGCGGGCUGCGGGUACCGGCGCGGUGGCGUGGACGGUGCGGAAUAACAAAACACAAAAACAAAAAACGAAAAAAAAAAAGAAAAACGAAAAGAACUAGUAUAGUAGCUAGCCCGCUUAUUUAGAUUUGCCAGAGACACACACACACACACACACAACGUUAUCCGCGCCCCCUGCAGCUACCACGCCCACUAAACCACGGUGUCGUGCAAGAAUUUCAGUGCUUUAUGCACGCACGAACACGCAGAAACAUUUUUAUAACUGUAAAUUUCAUAUUCAGAACGCGGGGCGUCGAGUGAAUGUGAAUCCGCCACUUCAGGUCGCAUAGAAAAAAGCACUCUGAAAAAAAAAAAUAUAUGAAAAAAACAACAACAACAAAAAAUGAGAAGAAGAAGAAGAAGAAGACCCCCAAGCUUAGUCAACCCUUUUCAUCAAAAAUUCACGUGAAAAAUGCAGUCACAUUUUUCUAAUACCCUUCAGGAAGUGCCCUUUCUACCCUCUGUUUGCCUAAACUGACAUUUUUGCCCCCCACGAAUGAUACAUACAAAUAAUGAUGCCAGCAUACAUCAGGGUUUUUCCCUUUUAAAUUGGACUGAAAAUGUUAAUGUUAAGGUAUUUGCAUAGUUACUUAUCAAGUUCGGUUAAUGCCCUUUAAAAUCUUUCAAGAACCUCCAACGUGUCGUAUGAGUAAUUUUAUGGGAAAAAACCAACCUAAAAACUUAAAUUAAACUCUAAAUGACAGAUAAAAUUUCGGAAAAUUGGCAAAUUGUUAUACCCUCUUUAAGUAUAUAAAAACGAUGAAUGCAAAAUGUCAGGCUUGGGUAUGAAAAUGGGAAAUGUAUGCCCUUUCGGGGACUUUUAUUCACUGUGCAGCUCCGCAACGAUGAUGAUGAUCAAGGUGGCGUUGACACGAGGUCGACACAACCGCAGGUCGCAAACGAAAAAAACAAAAAACCAACAAACAAAAAACAAAAACCGACAACCGCAAACUACACUUGUUUUUGGCUCUGUGCUGGCUGUCUUGGCCCCCUAAAAACAACACAUAUUUUGCGAUGGGCACAUGCGUUCUCCUUUUUUUGGCAUACAUUUUCGCAAAACGAUUACGCAUCACCGCAAAAGCCUCUGUUUUUGCUUCUUUUGUCCCUGGCAAUUUCCCUCUCCCCUUCUUGUUUACACACACACACACACAUACAACUUUUUUCGAGUUGUUUAAUAUUUGCUCUACAUUUUUCAGGGCUAAAACUCAAAUUGAGUUAAUCAUUGAGAGGAAGAAGAGUUCAUUUGACUAUUCACCGCACAAAGAGUGUUUCAUAAAUGAUGACUAAAAGCGGCAGUUUUAGUUUAUUUCCUUUACAUAUUUGUAUUUAUUUUAUUUGCAUGAAGUAGCUUUCACAAUUUUCCAUAUUUUCCAACUUUAACACAGCUCAAUGAGCUAGAAAUUAGAAUUUUAUUCCAAGAAUUUUCACAUUUUUCUUUGUGCCUUUUCUUUAAAUCUAUAAUAAAAGAAAGAUUACAUUUUUGGGUAGAGAGAAAAUGCUUUUGCUAGAUUGGCAAUGAUAUAUAUUUCCAACUCUUGACAUCUGAUGCCGUGCAAGUAAAUCACUUUUCACCCCCCCAAAAAAAUUCAUUUUCGGUGCGUGACACCUGCACAUCCCUCACACUUUCAAUGUGUCUCCACCUCUCGAUAUCGCUCACAUCCUCGCACAUCCUUCACCCCUCAUUCAAGGACAGCAAAGACAGUGACUAAAAUAUUGUUUCUCUUCCCGAUACCCAAAACCAUCCACAGAUUACCGAUCGUCGCGAGCUAUCAGUCUACGUCCUGAACGAAGCCUAAGCCAGGGCUUCACUUCCCUGGAGCUGGACACUGUGCUGGAGGAGCGUUGCAGUGACGUG